Molecule: messenger RNA, 1911 nt
Organism: Penicillium taxi
Lineage: Eukaryota; Fungi; Ascomycota; Eurotiomycetes; Eurotiales; Aspergillaceae
Product: aldehyde dehydrogenase family protein
Exons: 3
Coding region: 1-1911 (636 amino acids)
Molecular function (GO): aldehyde dehydrogenase (NAD+) activity
Source: RefSeq, a predicted model, not a curated record
AUGGCCUGUCUGCUUUCCCACAUUCUGCUGGGGCCGCGAGCUCUCGUAGAGGAAUAUACCUCCUAUGUCCCGUGGAUUGGAGCUACGGCGAUCUCCCUAAUCGCCGUGUACGUGGGAUACCUUUUCGUCAAAUGCCAUAGGGAAGCCGCUGUUGCCUUCAAUGUGCCAUUGCCACAGGAGGUGCGCAGUAGUACCUUUGAGAAGAACCGGGAUGACCUUCGAGGGGAGGAGAAGCGCAUACUCGAGGAUCAGAUUCGCGGAAAAUGGAACGAUCAAUUGGUUAUGAGCUACUGUCCUGCCGAUGGACGUGUGCUGGGUACUGGAAUCAAGCCUGCGACUGUCGAGGAUAUUAAUGAAGCUGUGCGUGCAGCUCAUGCUGCGCAGCGCGAAUGGGCUAAAACGACAUUUGCAGAGCGCAAAAAGGUUCUUCGAACACUGUUGAAAUACGUUCUCGAACACCAAGACGAUAUCGUGACUGCGUGCUGCCUCGAUUCAGGAAAGACAAAGGUGGACGCUUGUUUUGGAGAGAUCCUUGUCACGGCUGAGAAGCUUAAAUGGACUCUGGAUCAUGGCGAAAAGGCCUUGCUACCAUCGCGCCGGCCAACCAACUUCCUCAUGAUGUACAAGAAAAAUAUGGUCACCUAUGAGCCCCUUGGUGUAGUGUCAGCCUGCGUGUCUUGGAAUUACCCAUUCCACAACUUCAUCGGUCCCGUUAUCAGUGCUCUAUUCACUGGUAAUGCUAUUGUCGUCAAGCCAUCUGAGCAGACAGCCUGGUGUUCGGCCUUCUUUCUAGACAUUAUUCGUGGUGCCCUGUCCAGCUGUGGCCACUCGCGCGACCUCGUCCAAUCUCUCAUUUGUCUUCCAUCCGUUGCAGAUGCUCUCACCUCGCAUCCCGAUAUCGCCCACCUCACCUUCAUCGGCUCCAGGCCUGUGGCGCAUAAAGUAUGCGCCUCAGCCGCCAAGUCCCUCACACCAGUAGUUGUCGAAUUGGGCGGCAAAGACCCAGCUGUCAUACUCAAUGACGCUCGUACAGUUCGCAACAUCCCUACCAUUGCCUCCCUACUCAUGCGCGGCGUAUUCCAAUCCGCCGGCCAGAACUGCAUCGGCGUAGAGCGCAUCAUCGCCCUCCCAGGCAGCUAUGAGAAACUCAUCGAACUGGUCACGCCGCGCAUCAACGCCCUCCGCCUCGGCUCCAUCCUCCUCGACGACCCAUCAACUGACCAAGCCGCCUUGACCCCAGACAUGGGCGCCAUGAUUUCGCCAGCCUCUUUCGACAAAUUGGAAGCUCUCAUUGCAGACGCCGUCUCAAACGGCGCCCGCCUCUUAGCCGGCGGAACUCGCCACCAGCACCCGAAAUAUCCCCAAGGCCAUUACUUCACACCCACUCUGCUCGUUGAUGUCACACCUUCUAUGAGUAUUGCGCAAGAAGAGCUCUUCGCACCUGUCUUCCUGGUCUUGCGCGCCGAGUCCGUGCCCGACGCAAUCAAAAUCGCAAACUCAACCGCCUACGCUCUCGGCGCCAGUGUUUUCGGCCACAACGAGUCUGAUGUACAGGCUUGUGUGCGUGGCAUCGAAGCCGGCAUGGUCUCUAUCAAUGACUUUGGUGCGUAUUAUGCCGUCCAGCUACCCUUUGGCGGUGUCAAGGGAUCUGGGUAUGGUCGGUUUGCGGGCGAAGAAGGUCUGCGCGGCUUGUGUAAUACCAAGGCUAUUUGUCGAGAUCGAUUCCCUAAGUUGAUGUUUACUUCUAUUCCGCCGCGAGUGGAUUAUCCGAUUCAGAAAACUAAGGGUGUUCAGGGGAGUACGCAUGGUCAGUCUGCUUGGGAUAUGACUAAGGGUGUUGUUGAGACGGGAUAUCAGCUUACUAUUGCUGGACGCAUUGCUGGUAUUCUGCGUUUAUUGGGGAAUAUGUAA